Molecule: messenger RNA, 1186 nt
Organism: Magallana angulata
Lineage: Eukaryota; Metazoa; Mollusca; Bivalvia; Ostreida; Ostreidae
Exons: 2
Coding region: 88-900 (270 amino acids)
Biological process (GO): DNA integration; DNA recombination
Molecular function (GO): DNA binding
Source: RefSeq, a predicted model, not a curated record
GAACAAGACCUGGAAAUUUUGUACAAAAACGGUGUGUUUAGUUGUGACAGUCCUAAGUCCCUUCAACAGAAAGUUUUCUUUGAAAUAAUGUUGUACUUUUGCAACCGAGGAAGAGAAAAUCUUCGUGGAAUGAAAAAGAGUGACUAUGUAAUCCGGAAGGACCAUGACAGCAGGAGGUAUGUCGCAUGCACCACUGCAAAGCUAACAAAGAAUCAUAGAGGUCUGAAUUGUAAUGAUGAUGACCAGGAUGGAGGAAGGAUGUAUGAGCAACCCGGAAAUUCCAAUUGUCCAGUUAUGAGUUUUGAGAAGUAUAUCGCCAAGCUAAAUGCAGACUGCGACUCUCUAUGGCAACGUCCAAAGACAAGCAUUGAUGAUCAUUCACCUGUUUGGUAUGACAAUAUGGUUGUUGGAAAGAAUGUCUUAGGAAGUAUGAUGCAGAGGAUUAGCAAAGAUGCAGGACUUACAUGUGUGUAUACUAAUCAUUGCAUACGAGCCACCUGCAUAACCAUGCUGGAUGAAUGUGGCUACGAGUCUCGACACAUUAUUGGUAUUUCUAAACAUAAAUCAGAAAGCAGCUUAAAACAUUAUUCCUCCAAAUUAAGCAAUUCCAAAAAACGCAAUAUGUCAGAUGCCUUAACAACAAAAUUAUCCGUAUGCAAGUCCGCGCCAAUUCAACAUACACCCCUUCAACAAAUUGAGAACAAUUUAAUGCCAGAUUUAGCCUCAAAUGUGCAAGAACUCCAGGACAUUGUCGAUGUUGAUGACAGAGAUUUAGCUGCCAUUCUUGACAACCCCAUGUUUGGAAAUCUUCAUGAAACUGGAAUCAGCAUUCCUAAUGUUAAAACAGCUAAAUCUGUUUUUUCUUUCCAUGGCUGCAACAUUACAAUACACAAUAACUAAAUUGUAUGCAUAACUUGCUGUAUGUAUGAAAAAAGUGCCUGUAGGAAUCUUUUGGGUGUUUGAUGUUACAUGUAUUUAAUUUUAUUAAAGUUUGCUGUUGAAGUUAUUUGUUUACAAAAUGUUAGCUACAAAUGUUUUUAAUGUACUCAAUUUUUUUAAAACUUGUGCAAUUUUUUAAAAUGUCUGUGAUCAUAAUUUAAUUUCAUGUACAUUUUUUGUAGUUUUAUUUUAAAGUUGUUAACUAUUGUUUAACUGUUUAUUAAUUCUGCUUUUACUUCAAGCUUAU